This is a messenger RNA of Acanthopagrus latus (yellowfin seabream), 5008 nucleotides long. RefSeq names its product ATP-sensitive inward rectifier potassium channel 12-like. The record is from RefSeq and is a predicted model, not a curated record. Lineage: Eukaryota; Metazoa; Chordata; Actinopteri; Spariformes; Sparidae. Gene Ontology annotation, molecular function: inward rectifier potassium channel activity. Gene Ontology annotation, cellular component: plasma membrane. The transcript has 3 exons. Gene Ontology annotation, biological process: potassium ion import across plasma membrane; regulation of monoatomic ion transmembrane transport. Bases 546 to 2195 code for a protein of 549 amino acids.
CCUCUCCUCUCCUCUCCUCUCCUCUCCUCUCCAUCCAUCCAUCCAUCCCUCCCUCUCUCCCUCCCCCCCUUCCCUUCCAAACCCAUGCUCUGCAAAGGGGGGAGAUUGACACAGCAGUUUCUGCCCAGGGUGUAUGAGUGCGCACAGGAGAGAGCGCACAGACAGGAUUAUAGUCGGUGAAGGAGGCAGCGGAGGACAAUAACGGAUUAAAAGAGAGAAACAACAGGAAUAAAAGAAUGAAUAAGAGAUGAGGAAGAAACUAAAAGAAGGAACUAGAAGAGAGGAAGAAUAAAAGAAGGGAUCACAGACCACAUAAAUCUACAUCAAGGAUGUGGGACCUUUGCUCCGGACCGUGAAAGUGGGACUUUGAGAAGUGGUCAAACACAAGGAAAUCAAACUGCAACCAAGAGACAGAAGACAACAACUUACUUGCAGGUGGUCUUCUCAGUGGCCCAAGUACCACCUCCAGGCUGGAGACCUGAUAUCUAGGAGCAGGACAGAGUUUGUCCUCCCACCCAAGACCCACUCUGGUGUCCAAUGGUGCCAUGGGAACAAGCAGGUCCAACAGGUACAGCAUUGUGUCAGACAUUUUACCAGAGGAGGAGCGCCAGAAGAUCUCUAGUUUAGGACUACAUAACGGCCACAGCUCGCCCAACUUCCAACCGGACUCGGCCUGCGAGAAAGACACAGAAGAUAGAAGAGGGAGGUCCUCCAGAGCCUCUGCUGCAGUGCCCAGCACAAGGGUACAAGGAGGGAUGAACAACUACAACGGCAAGAUUCUGACAAGGGGCUCCAACCAAGUGAGGAGCCGUUUUGUAAAGAAAAAUGGGCAGUGUAAUGUUAUAUUCACCAACAUGGAGGAAAAGAGGCAGCGCUACCUGGCUGAUAUCUUCACCACCUGCGUGGACAUCCGCUGGAGAUACCUGCUGCUUGUAUUCUGCACCAGCUUCAUGGUCUCGUGGCUUUUCUUUGGUAUUAUCUUUUACACUGUAUCCCUGGCACAUGGGGACUUUGAGGAGCAACCUAUGGUGAAAAGUGAGGUGCUGGCGAUGGGGGGACUGCAUGGGCCCACCUCUGGACACACAGCUGGAGGGCAGGCACAAAGGAUGCCCUGCAUACUUCACGUCCAUGGCUUUGUUGGGGCACUCCUGUUCUCCAUGGAAACCCAGACCACCAUUGGCUAUGGCUGGCGCUGUGUUACCGAGGAAUGCCCCGUCGCUGUGCUAACCGUGGUUAUCCAGUCCAUCGUGGGCUGCAUCAUUGACUCCUUUAUGAUUGGCACCAUUAUGGCCAAAAUGGCACGUCCAAAGAAGAGGAACCAGACCCUCAUGUUCUCCAAAAAUGCAGUCAUCGCAAUGCGCGAUGGCAAGCUGUGCCUCAUGUGGAGGGUGGGCAACCUGCGGAGGAGCCACAUCGUGGAGGCUCAUGUCCGUGCCCAGCUCAUACGUUCAUAUGUCACCGCUGAGGGUGAGUUUAUCCCCUUAGAGCAGAUGGACCUCAAUGUGGGCUAUGAUGAGGGCACAGACAGGCUGUUUCUAGUAUCCCCGCUGGUAAUAAUCCAUGAGAUAGAUAAAGACAGCCCCUUGUACACUUUAAGCCGAGCUGAUCUGGAGACAGAUGACUUUGAGAUCGUUGUGAUCUUGGAGGGGAUGGUGGAGGCCACAGCCAUGACCACGCAGUUCCGUAGCUCCUACCUUGCCAGCGAAGUUUUCUGGGGUCACAGGUUUGAGCCUGUGAUCUAUGAGGACCGGAACUGCUACAAAGUAGACUAUGGUCGUUUUCACAAGACGUACGAGGUGUCCUCAACGCCCCACCUCAGCGCCAAAGAGCUAGAUGAAGCCGCAAGCCGGGCCUCCACUGCUUCCCCCGUUUCUGCAUGUAGAACCACAGAGGACUUGAUUCCCAGGUCACUGAGCGCCUUUUGUUAUGAGAACGAGGUAGCACUGAGCUGUGGGGAGGAAGAGGAUGACAUCUUCGACUCCUCUCAGACUGUAGGGAAGGAGAGGGCAGAGGAGAGGAGGACUUCGGUUUCUGUAGACUUUCAAAAUAUGUUCCAGGACACUGCGACAAUGACAUCAGGCAGUCACAACGUCAUGUGUGUUCUGGACAUGGACAAUAACCAGAUGGAGUUUGACAUCCUACAGACUGCCAUCCCUCUUGAUCCGGUGACCUAUAAGAGCGAGCAAGAGAUCUAAAGAGCGCAGGCGGAGUGGAUUGUCAGGCGUUCAGCUGCGGACAGCAUGUACUAAAAUGUAAACCCCCUUUGCCUUGCCAGUGUUGUUUAUUUACGUUUGUUCGUUUUUGAGAGAUUAAGAAAAAGAAACAACUUUUGGCACACGCAACUGCAUUCCUCGAAGAGCCAUAAUGAUAAACCAGACUGAUUCUGCAGCAGGACAAAGAAUCUCUGACAAGGCGCUGGUGGGCUUUUGGCACCCUUAUAUUACGAUUUCACAACCAAAGGAAAGCACAAUAGCAGGACAAAAAAAAAAAUCUGGAAACUUGAGUCAUGCAUAAGACUGUAUCCUACAUUUUGCAUAGACAACAAUGUACUUUAUUUACUGUAAGAAUUUAAGUUUUUUUUCUGUGAAUACAAACAAGAGAUUUAAUGAAAGCAAUAGCAGUUUUGGUGUUACUCUCUUCCUUUUUGAAGAGGACUGAGGUCACGACUUACACAGUCAGUUUUUAAGACAUACUGUUUUAUUGAAGCGUGGUGGAUUGAUGCUUGAUAAUCUCCAUGUUGUUUAUGGAUUUUAAUGGUCAUCAUGCCUGCAAUAGUUCCCUUCAAAGUCUGCUAUUUGCACUUAGGUGAGACUGCUUGAUUUUCUUCAGUCUUUUCCUGUAACACAUGAAAAAAACCUCGGAACCUUGGAAGGCAUCACUUCAUUUGAAAUCUUACGUUAAAAACAUAAUUCUGCGCUCAAAGCAAAGCUGAGUUUCAAGAGAAUAUAUUGAAAACAGAAGUGAAUAUUUAGUUUAUUAUCGAAGAAUACCUUUAGUAGAUUAUAGAUGCUUAAAAGAGCCUAACUUUUAUUUCUUUAUUAUUGAUAUCAACAUUAAGUGAAGUAGGUAUUUUGUUCACUUUAUAGAUCACUUCGAAAGGUUUUUCUCAGUUUGUUUCUUGUGGAGGCUGCAGCCAGUGAUAACAGAAACAAUACUGAGAACUGCCUUUAUUUCAUGUUUGUGCUGUUGUUCGCCAAAGGUCUGGGGUCGGAGAGUAAAGUUCGAAGCACCUCUCAUUAAUGAUUUGGAAACUGGGGUGCAUGCAGCCUAAGUGUACUCAUUGUCUUUUGACAGUAGAAAGGUGUGAAGCCACCAUAACGCACAGCAGGAAACAAAGGGAUGGAGGCUGAGGAGUGUCUGGAAAUGUGCAAUAAGUCACUGGAUUGGGACAGUGAGAGUAAAGUGUAACUGUAUGUCAGGUAAAGUAGAUGAUAUGAAAGGGACAGGGACAGUAAAACAGCAGGAUCAGUCUACUGGGGGAGGCAGGUGGUAUAUGAAAACAGUAACUCAUAGAGAAAAUAGAUCUAACUAGUCUGAAAUACUUGAAAUUCAUCUUAAUGACUGUAAUAUUUGGUACUUCACGCAAACUGAAACACAUGUUUAAUUUAGCCACAGCAACAUUAAGGAUAUAAAAUGACUGUAUUUUGGGAAGUAUUUCCCUGUCCCCUGUGUAGAGGGUCAUGCAGAAGUAAACCUGCUACACCUGAUGAAACUGCAAAUCUUGUUCUUGAAAGACUUUUACUGUUUUGGGUUUUUUUGUUUGUUUGUUUUUAUUUGUGAAUUUCUUGCUGCUGGUGAUGUCGCUAAUAAGCAGGCGUUUUGUAUCAAUAUGGCGAGAGAGACUGACCGCAGAGAUCAUGUGCAUCUGAGCAGCGAGCAUUCAGUAAGUUUAGAUUUCAGAGUUUAAGUUGUCAUGUCCCAGAAUAUCCCAGAACAUGAUAAGCAUAUAUGACAAUUUCACUGACAAACGUACACUGCCAGCCAAAACAAGAAGCAACGUAUUCAUAAAUGCAUGAUGACUACCUGUAUGUGUAACUUCUAAGUAAGAUAACUCUUACUACAGCCCCUGUAACAGACAGCUGUACUGUACUGCACUGUACUGUAUGAAUGUGUACUGCAUAUAUGUUAAUGAUUUACGUUUGAUGGCUAGGUAUUAAACAGCACAGCAGGACUGCCAGAGCUGCCAUUCAGAGUUCUGGACAGUUUCCGGAUGUUUAACUGUUGAAAGAUACCUCAGUUUGAUUUUCUUUUACUGAAUGUGUUGAUUGCUCCAAGUGCUUAAAUGUUGUUGUUGGGUUUUUUUUUUUUAAACUCCUGAGAACUUGGUAUCACAUUUUAAGUAUUCUUUGAAUUGUUUGCAUGCUCUUAACCCUGUUACUGUGCAUACUGGCUCACUGGCAAAUGUUUCACUGGGCUUAAAAGAACUGAGCCAUCGUCAUUAGUUCCAAAUGUCCAUUUUAUGCCGUGUAAAAGGACCUAUCGGUGGGCUCUCAGACCCGACCUGGAGCUUCGAAAUAGUGCUUUAUUAGAUGCAGGUAUUAAAACAUGUAGACAGUGUCAGUAUCUCAAGUAACACACAUGCAAUGCAAUAUGUUUUUUGGUUUUUAUUCCUGGUGACUAGUCAUUCCAAUUGAAUAAAAAGUCAUUAAACAGUUGGAGCUCCACUAACGUCUUUAUUAAUUUUAUAAUUUCAUUUCAGGUUAUUCAUCAUGAAAGUACUUUUAAAGGUCAGUCCAAAUUUUUCAGAAAAAUACAGUGUGGUACAGUGUUUGACUGGCAGUGUAUAACAGUCUGUCCGUGAUGGUGGUUUUGAUUGUAUAACUAGCUCAUAAUUACAUUUCAAAAAGUGAAGGGGAACCAAUUUGUGUACAAGAAACCAACCCCAUCAUGUUUAAAAAAUGCAUUUUCUUUUCUUUGCUUCCUGCUUUGUAAAAUCCAGUGAUUUACUUCGAGACAUAUGCACUCAGCAAUCUCUUGAACUUACUGAAAUAAGCUGAAAAGAAAAAAA